Molecule: messenger RNA, 902 nt
Organism: Cloeon dipterum
Lineage: Eukaryota; Metazoa; Arthropoda; Insecta; Ephemeroptera; Baetidae
Gene: ytr
Product: yantar
Exons: 3
Coding region: 130-618 (162 amino acids)
Biological process (GO): RNA splicing
Cellular component (GO): precatalytic spliceosome
Source: RefSeq, a predicted model, not a curated record
GCUGGUGGAGAGGCUAGGCAGUGGCACAAAAAUUGAUUUUUUAAUGGCUGCCGCUCCGUCAAAAUAAAAACUGGACUUCCCGGAGAAUCGGACCGAGAGCUGGUGAUCUGACCCUUGGACCCGACUGACAUGGGCUACGGCAGCCGGUCGCCGAGUCCGCGGCGCCGCGAACGCGACCGCGACCGCCGGAAGCGCGGCAGAUCGCGCGACCGAGGUGAGCGCCGACGCAGGUCCAGAUCGAGGGAGAGGUCACGUUCCAGAGACAGAGACAGGUCUAGGGAAAGGGACAGGUCGAGAGAACGCGACAGGACCCGCUCCAGAGACAGGGACCGAGAAUACAGCCGCCGAAGGUCGAGGUCCAAGUCGCCGCCACCAGCGAGAAGCAAGGCUAAGAAGCAGGGAGAACGGCCUGAGGUCACAGAGAAAGACUUGGAAGGAAAGAGCCCAGAAGAAAUCGAGAUGAUGAAGACAAUGGGCUUCUGUUCAUUCGACACAACCAAGGGCAAGCAAGUGACGGAAAAGGAUCCAGGAGCUGUGCACGUGAUCUUGAAGAGAAAAUACCGCCAGUACAUGAACAGAAAGGGUGGAUUCAACCGUCCACUGGACUUUGUAGCGUGAGCCAACACUGUGUUUGGAAAUUGAACUGAUACGCUGCUUCCGCGCACUUAAAAGUGUCGAUUUUUGUCUUCGGGUCAGGAUAGUUGUUUACCUCAAGCAGAUGCCUUCUUCAAAAUUUACUGACAAGGGAAAUGGGGAUUCAAUUUUCAGCUAAUUAACUCCAUAUUAUACCUCCAUCUCAUCAGGGAUAUCACACAAACUGUAAUACCUCUUGUAUCAAAACAGCAACUAACACUCUUCAUGUUGUGUUAAUAAAGAAAAAUACAAUCAAUUAAAAAAAAUUA